Messenger RNA from Phytophthora sojae, 468 nucleotides. RefSeq lists its product as hypothetical. Lineage: Eukaryota; Oomycota; Peronosporomycetes; Peronosporales; Peronosporaceae. The record is from RefSeq and is a predicted model, not a curated record. The transcript has a single exon. Gene Ontology annotation, molecular function: translation initiation factor activity; translation initiation factor binding; mRNA binding. Gene Ontology annotation, biological process: formation of translation preinitiation complex; translational initiation; formation of cytoplasmic translation initiation complex. Gene Ontology annotation, cellular component: eukaryotic translation initiation factor 2 complex. The annotation marks the transcript as partial.
UACUCGUACAAGGACGAGCUGCUGGCGCGCAUCAUGGCCAAGCUGCACGAGAACAACCCGGAGCUGACGGACCGCAAGCGCCACACGAUGAAGCCGCCGCAGCUCAUGCGCGUGGGCACCAAGAAGACGCUGUGGGUGAACUUCCAGGAGAUCUGCCAGAUGAUGCACCGCAGCCCCGAGCACGUGCUGCAGUUCACGCUGGCCGAGCUGGGUACGGAGGGAUCCAUCGACGGCAACCAGCGCCUGGUCAUCCGCGGUCGCUACGUGCCCAAGUACAUUGAGUCGCUGCUGCGCAAGUACAUCACGGAGUACGUCUCGUGCCAGAUGUGCCGCUCGCCCAACACGACGCUCACGCGCGACUCGGUGAGCCGCCUGUACUUCGUGCACUGCCAGGACUGCGGUUCCUCGCGGUCCGUGGCUGCCAUCCGCUCGGGUUUCCACGCCGCUACUCGUGCCGACAGAAGGGCC